This is a messenger RNA of Dictyostelium purpureum, 900 nucleotides long. RefSeq names its product thymidylate synthase. Gene Ontology annotation, biological process: dTMP biosynthetic process. The record is from RefSeq and is a predicted model, not a curated record. The coding region runs from base 1 to 900 and encodes 299 amino acids. The transcript has 2 exons. NCBI's taxonomy places the organism in Eukaryota, Evosea, Eumycetozoa, Dictyosteliales, Dictyosteliaceae. Gene Ontology annotation, molecular function: NADPH binding; thymidylate synthase (FAD) activity; flavin adenine dinucleotide binding.
AUGAUUGAAGAAAAAAUAGAAAUUAAUAAAAUCCCAGCAGAAACCGAAUAUUAUGAUGUUAUGGGUGGCUCACAUAGAUGGGAAGUCAAAGUACAUGACCACGGUUCAGUUGCAUUAGUUGACUCUAUGCCAAGAUUAGCUCCAGUUGGUCAAACUGCUGAUUUUGCUAUUUGCCAAGCUGCCAGAGUAUCAUAUGGUGCCGGUACUAAAAAAGUUUCAGAAGAUAAAGGCUUAAUUCGUUAUUUAUACAGACACCAACAUACUUCACCAUUUGAAAUGGUAGAAUUUAAAUUUCACUGUGUAAUGCCAGUAUUUAUUGCACGUCAAUGGAUUAGACAUAGAACUGCCAAUGUUAACGAAUAUAGUGCUCGUUAUUCAGUAAUGCCAGAUAAAUUCUAUCAUCCAUCUGCCGAAGAUGUAAGAAAACAAUCUGUUUCAAAUAGACAAGGUGGUGAAGAACAAUUAGAAGCCAAAACUGCCCAAGAGUUCUUAGACUAUUUGGAUAAAGUUGAAGAAAACUAUAAAACCUACAACAAUCUCUUAGAAAAAGGCUUAUCACGUGAACUAGGUCGUAUUGGUCUCCCAGUCAGCAUUUACACCGAAUGGUAUUGGAAAAUCGAUUUACACAAUCUUUUCCAUUUCCUUAGACUUCGUAUGGAUAGCCAUUCACAAAAAGAAAUUAGAGACUAUGCAAAUACUAUUUUUGCUCUAAUCAAACCAAUUGUUCCAGUUGCUUGUGAAGCUUUUAUGGACUAUGCCUUUGAAAGUAUUAAAUUAACACGUUUAGAAAUCGAAGCUAUUCGUUCUGGUAAACCAAUCAAUACUACAAAUAAAAGAGAAACUGAGGAAUGGGAACAAAAGAAACAAUUAUUAGGUUUGGAUAAAACCUCACAAGCAUAA